Messenger RNA from Acaulospora morrowiae, 855 nucleotides. NCBI's taxonomy places the organism in Eukaryota, Fungi, Glomeromycota, Glomeromycetes, Diversisporales, Acaulosporaceae. The record is from the annotation of a GenBank genome assembly.
AUGAGUAUCUUGAAGGACAUCGUAACUGUAAACGAAGAAGAUGCAAAUUUGCUUGUUCUGAUCAUUGAUACAAACCCAGUGAACUGGGGAAAGGCAGCAAGCAGACCGACUAAGGGAUCGUGCUUACCUUUGCAGGAAGCUUUACGCCACCUUAUGGUAUUCAUCAACGCCCAUUUGGCACUAAAACAUGACAACGAGGUGGCAGUUAUUGCGAGUCACUUUGGGGUUAGCAAGUUCCUUUAUCCUAUUCCGUCCUCGGGACAAACUCAUGAAAGCUCCGAUCAAUCUAGUGAUUCCAGCAUGUUCCAGAAAUUUCGCGUUGUUGACGAUCAAGUGAUAUUAAACAUAAAGGAAUUGCUAGAAACCGAAGAGAUACCAAGCUCGUAUCCUGACAAAGAUAUCAACCGGAUUACAAAGGCUGACGAGCUUGGUCAUAUAAAAUCUCGGAUAUUAAUUAUUUCGGUGUCUCCAGAUUCUCCUUAUCAAUAUAUAUCUAUCAUGAACUGCAUUUUCUCGGCACAGAAAUUGGGAAUACCAAUAGACAUCUGCAAGGUAUCCGAAAACGAUGACACGGUAUUUUUGCAACAGGCGUCACAUAUCACUGGAGGAAGGUAUCUCAGAUUACCGAUCGACCAGGCUCAAGGAUUUUUGCAAUUCCUGAUGAUAACAUUUCUCCCCGACCGAUUCAGCAGAAGGCACAUGUGUUUGCCAGGGGAAGAAAAAGUAGAUUUCGGAGCUGCCUGCUUUUGUCAUAAGAGAACGAUUAAUAUCGGAUAUGUGUGUUCAGUGUGUUUGUCAAGUAUCCUUUUGAAAAAGUUUUUCUUAUCUGGUCAAGCUCACAACAUACCUUCUUAA